AAAAUCCCAAGAGUCAGAGAAAAAACCCUAAAUCCACCAGAAGGACGGCAAACCGAAACAAACAUUGUUCACUGUUCCAAAGUUUUCACUGACGAAUCGAAUUGUAAUCUCCUUUUCCCUUUAGGAUUCAAUCUCUCUCUCUCUCUCUCUCUUAGUUUCUUACUUGAAGGGACCCCGAUCAAUAAUGCCGCCGAGGAGAAAAGCAAAGAAGGGUGUCAAGCGCACUGAAGAAGACAAGAAGGAAGAAGACAAAGAGAUUCAAAUAGAAGAGAAGAAGAAAGAGGACUUUGUGGACGAAGAAGCUGAAAGACAAGCUGUUGCAAUAAGGGCGAUUCGUGAUGUGGAGAUUGAACACACUUUAACUGCACUCAGCUUGCUCUGCUCCUAUUUUACCGAGGAACAGAUUCAGACUCCUGUCUUGGGCUUCUUUAAAGACAAUCUUCCUGAUUUGUCCAUUGCGAGGAACGAAGAAAGUGGGGAGAUUGAGUUAAAGUGGAAUGAUUCAGAUGGCGUUGACGUCAAUGAUUCUAUACUGAAGCGCUUGUCCAUGGGUUUCCCUGAUUUAUACAACUCUUCUAGGCCUUCUCUUGGUGGCUACAGUAACGUGGAAGGAAGCAUGUUAGGAACUGGUAACACACACCUCAAGAAUCUUGGGACAUCUGCGAAUCAAAUGCUUGCAAGCCAUGAUGCUCUUAGGACUCCCGUGGUAAAUGGGCAGAGGCUCUCUUUUGGAAUGACACCAAAGACUCGGAGGCAACCAAAACAUGGAGAGAUAAUGCUUUCUGUACAUGGCUCUCCUUUGGGUGUCUAUAAAGAAGAUGACAACAUGGGAGCUAUUAAUGAAGAAGACAGUUGAAGAUUUGCUUCAAAAGGUUCAGAAACUUGCUGAUUCUCAUUUAGUCUAAGCUAAGCUAAUGUUUGCUGUGCAUGUCUAUUCAGAUUUCAUAAAUUAUGUUAGUAUAUAUAUGAAAAUUCUGCCUUGUAAUUUACCAUUUGUUUCCUCUCUUUUAUCUAACUAUUUUAUAAUC
Raphanus sativus (radish) is the source of this 1028-nucleotide messenger RNA. RefSeq lists its product as uncharacterized. The coding region runs from base 185 to 856 and encodes 223 amino acids. The transcript is spliced from 7 exons. The record is from RefSeq and is a predicted model, not a curated record. Lineage: Eukaryota; Viridiplantae; Streptophyta; Magnoliopsida; Brassicales; Brassicaceae.